AUGCCCGGUGGACAGCUGUCUCCGGGCUUUCGCCUGGCAGCUGUCCGUGAAGCAGUGCAGGCAGAAAAACUCCUGGAGGCAUCAGCCUGGGCACUUCGCCAGGAGCCAGUCAAGGAGCUGGAGGUGCUGGAGAGCUUGCGAAAGGCUCUCGUCGAGGAGACGGGUCUCAGCUCAAAGUCCGCUCCGCGAGUGAGGGUGGUGGCUGUUUGUGGCGCGGAUGACACCAAGAAGUACCAGAACCUCAAACCCCAGGAGAUGCUGGGGCUGGUGGUCGUGCCGCAGCCCGGCGAGGAGGAGUUUCUUCUGGAGCGCCCCUUGCAACAAGUCUAUGUGUCCGAAGCACCGGCUGGGAAGGGUGGGAAGCUGACCUCCGAGCAGCUUGCCGAAGCCAUCAAAGGUGGCGACUUGGCCUUCGUAGCGGAGGCUCUUCCAGAGACUGUUCUGCGGCUCGUCUUGAGGCCGACCCGUGAGGAGGAAAUGGCCUUCGAGCAGGAUCUUGCGAAGCUUCUGCCACAGGUCCCGGACAGCGCUUGGCCUGCCGGAAAGCUGAUGCAGAAGCUUUUGGCCUAUGACCACGAGGGCACGCUGGCUCUUCUCAUUCUCAGUGAUGCCAUGGCGCCCGCCAUGAAGUGCCAUGUAGAUUUGUUGGAGAAGGCCAGGGAAAGACUAGAACAGAGAGGCUAUAGGGUAGUCGGCAUGUGGCUCUCGCCCUGGAACGAAACCAGGGUCGAGUCCUCCGGCCGUGGCACGUCUGGGCUGAGCCGCGAGUUCCGCCUGCAGAUCGCACAACAUCUAGCGAACUCCCAUGAGUCUCUGGAAGUUGCGUCCUGGGAGCUUUCUCAAGAAGGGAAACCGACGGCGAUCCAGGCCGCCACCCCGACUAUUCACUUGGUUGUCCGGUUGACAAGCAGCUACAGUAUGGGUCAGCAAUGA
Symbiodinium sp. CCMP2592 is the source of this 933-nucleotide messenger RNA. The record is from the annotation of a GenBank genome assembly. Lineage: Eukaryota; Dinophyceae; Suessiales; Symbiodiniaceae.